GGGAAUUCUCGCGUUGACUGGUGUCCUUGAUGUGAAGUCAAGAUGGGGUACUGGGAGCUAGAAGAGGGUAGAGAUUGUGUGCAGAAAACAUGGAUUACUACCAAGAUAGCCACUGCCAUAGGGCUUGUCGGCUCAGCCUACCACAUUGUGGCUUUCCAACCUGAAACUGCUGUCGAGGCUCUUCAGAGGGCUACUUCAGGCACAGUUACAAUGGCUUCCCUUGGGGCAAUUUUUGGAAUGGCUACUUGUCUAAGUGCCCAGGCCAGGGAUGCCCCAGAUGACCCUUUAAAUUAUUUCAUCGGUGGUUGUUCCUCUGGAGCAUUCCUUGGAGCUCGGACUCACAGUGCUACUACAGGUGUAACGGCGUGCAUCGGCUUGGGGACAUUGGCUAUGUUCACAAAAGUUGCCAAGAUGGAAGGCUGGAAAAUAAGUGGUCCUCCCAGGCUAUAAACAUACAGUGUUUGUCCUGAUUAAAUGUUUUAUGUAUAUUGUAUAUGGAAUUAAUAAACUUCACAGAGACUAAAGUA
This is a messenger RNA of Alosa alosa (allis shad), 527 nucleotides long. It is a transcript of the gene ndufa11, whose product is annotated as NADH:ubiquinone oxidoreductase subunit A11. The record is from RefSeq and is a predicted model, not a curated record. Gene Ontology annotation, biological process: mitochondrial respiratory chain complex I assembly. Bases 43 to 450 code for a protein of 135 amino acids. The transcript is spliced from 4 exons. NCBI's taxonomy places the organism in Eukaryota, Metazoa, Chordata, Actinopteri, Clupeiformes, Clupeidae.